This is a messenger RNA of Zingiber officinale, 708 nucleotides long. RefSeq names its product probable monogalactosyldiacylglycerol synthase 1, chloroplastic. The transcript is spliced from 4 exons. Gene Ontology annotation, biological process: glycolipid biosynthetic process. The coding region runs from base 1 to 708 and encodes 235 amino acids. NCBI's taxonomy places the organism in Eukaryota, Viridiplantae, Streptophyta, Magnoliopsida, Zingiberales, Zingiberaceae. The record is from RefSeq and is a predicted model, not a curated record. Gene Ontology annotation, molecular function: hexosyltransferase activity.
AUGACUCCCUCUUCCGUCGCCAAAGAAGACCUUCUCUUCCUCCUCCCCUUCGUCUCCCUCGUCACUCGGAUCCCCUUCUUCACCUCUCCUUCUCCUUCCUCCCUCUCUGCUUUUCCUCGACGUUGUUCCUUUCCCUCGCAUAGUAGAAGCUGCAGCCGGCCUGCCGCCUUUGCCUCACUUUCCCCCGGUUCCUCCGAGCUCCAUCGCCUUUGGAGCCACUUCAACCGGUUCGUGCGCCUCUUGAACGACGAGAUCCGUCUGGAGGAUGAGAGCCCUCUCAUUGCCGAGGACAACGGCGCCCCCAUUAACGGCGUGGCGGAGUAUGAGAGGCCGAAGAAGGUUUUGAUUUUGAUGAGUGAUACUGGUGGUGGGCAUCGCGCGUCGGCGGAGGCCAUCAGGGCUGCCUUCAACCAGGAAUUCGGCGAUGAGUACCAGGUCUUUGUGACUGACUUGUGGACGGAGCAUACGCCCUGGCCAUUUAAUCAAUUACCGAGAAGCUACAAUUUUUUGGUAAAGCAUGGUGCUUUGUGGAAAAUGACGUACUAUGGUACCGCACCUCGCUUGGUGCACCAACCACAUUUUGCGGCAACUUCAACGUUUAUUGCUCGGUUAGAAUGUUUCCUUGUUUUUAUCUUUCCGACACCUUGUUUUACAUCAGAAACCAAAGAAGACACUGAAGGAGAUAACCAAAGAUUUAUGCCCAAUUGA